Messenger RNA from Sabethes cyaneus, 1671 nucleotides. Its product is annotated as cytochrome P450 4g15-like. The coding region runs from base 1 to 1671 and encodes 556 amino acids. The transcript has 3 exons. Gene Ontology annotation, molecular function: monooxygenase activity; iron ion binding; heme binding. Lineage: Eukaryota; Metazoa; Arthropoda; Insecta; Diptera; Culicidae. The record is from RefSeq and is a predicted model, not a curated record.
AUGUCAACGGUGGAGUUACAACCGGAACAUGCCGGUGGGGGCGGACUGCCGGCGUUGGCCAUGCCAACGGUGGUGUUCAUGACGCUGGCCGUGGUGGCCACCGCUUUGUUCCACCUGUGGAUGCAAACGCGUAGAUAUGUUAAACUGGGAAACUUGAUUCCCGGCCCGAAAGCCUACCCGUUGAUUGGGAAUGCCAACAUGCUGCUCGGGUUGAGCCACGACGAGAUCAUGCGGAGGGCGAUGGAGUUGAGUUUUGUGUACGGAAGUGUGGCCCGUGGUUGGCUGGGCUAUCAUUUGGUAGUGUUUUUGACGGAACCUUCGGAUAUCGAGAUUAUUCUGAACAGUUAUGUGCACUUGAACAAAUCGAGCGAGUAUCGAUUCUUUAAACCGUGGUUGGGUGAUGGACUGUUGAUUAGUAAUGGCGAGAAGUGGAAAUCGCACCGGAAGUUGAUUGCUCCGGCUUUUCAUAUGAACGUCUUGAAGACGUUCAUCGAUGUGUUCAACGAUAACAGUUUGGCGGUGGUGAAGCGAAUGCGGAAGGAAGUCGGCAAGGAGUUCGACGUUCAUGAUUACAUGAGUGAAGUGACGGUGGACAUUCUACUGGAAACGGCCAUGGGUUCGACCAGGACGGGAGAAAACAAGGAAGGGUUUGAAUACGCGAUGGCAGUGAUGAAAAUGUGUGACAUCCUCCAUCUUCGUCAGUUGAAAAUACACCUUCGACUUGAUUCGUUAUUCAAUUUGACAAGCAUUAAAAAGGAACAGGAUCGUUUGCUGGGAAUUAUUCAUAGCUUAACGCGAAAGGUUGUCAAGCAAAAGAAGGAGAUCUUUGAGAAGAACUACGCGGAGGGCAGCUUUCCAUCACCGUCGUUGUCCGAAAUUAUCGCCAAACAGGAACCAACUUCGGAGAAGAAUCCCGUAAUCUCUCAAGGUUCGAUGUUGACGGAUGAUCUGGAUGCUAUUGAUGAAAACGACAUUGGGGAGAAACGUCGCUUGGCGUUUCUCGAUCUAAUGAUCGAGACAGCGAAAACUGGAGCUGAUUUGACGGAUGAAGAAAUCAAGGAAGAGGUGGAUACCAUCAUGUUUGAGGGUCACGACACAACGGCUGCCGGGUCUAGCUUCGUUUUGUGUCUCCUUGGCAUCCAUCAAGAUAUUCAGGAUCGAGUGUACAAGGAAAUAAAGCAAAUUUUCGGUGACUCCAAUCGAAAAGCAACAUUCAACGAUACCCUGGAGAUGAAAUAUUUGGAACGAGUAAUUUUCGAAACGUUGCGAAUGUAUCCCCCGGUACCGGUUAUCGCACGUAAACUGACCGAGGAAGUUCGCUUGGCUUCGCACAAUUACGUCGUCCCAGCUGGCACAACGGUGGUCAUUGGAACGUACAAAAUGCAUCACCGAGAGGACAUCUAUCCGAACGCGGAAGUGUUCAAUCCGGACAACUUCCUUCCGGAACGAACGCAAAACCGCCACUACUACAGUUACAUCCCGUUUAGCGCCGGACCACGAAGCUGCGUCGGUAGAAAAUAUGCAAUGCUAAAGCUGAAGGUGCUGCUAUCGACGAUUCUACGCCACUAUCGGGUCGUGUCCGAUUUGAAGGAAAGCGAUUUCAAACUGCAGGGAGACAUCAUCCUGAAGCGAACCGAUGGCUUCAGGAUCAAGCUGGAACCGAGACUGUAA